Molecule: messenger RNA, 951 nt
Organism: Sorex araneus (European shrew)
Lineage: Eukaryota; Metazoa; Chordata; Mammalia; Eulipotyphla; Soricidae
Product: olfactory receptor 7A5-like
Exons: 1
Coding region: 1-951 (316 amino acids)
Biological process (GO): G protein-coupled receptor signaling pathway
Cellular component (GO): membrane
Molecular function (GO): G protein-coupled receptor activity; olfactory receptor activity
Source: RefSeq, a predicted model, not a curated record
AUGAAACCAGAAAAUGACUCACAGAUUUCAGAAUUCAUUCUUUUGGGAUUUUCAGAUGACCCAGAACUGCAGCCCCUAUUAUUUGUGCUCUUCCUGUCCAUGUACCUGAUCACCGUGCUGGGGAACCUGCUCAUCAUCCUGGCCGUCAGCUCAGACCCCCACCUCCACACGCCCAUGUACUUCUUCCUGUCCAACCUGUCCUUCGUGGAUAUCUGCUACACCUCCACCACCAUCCCCAAGAUGCUGGUGAAUAUACAGAGGGAAUGUAAAGUGAUCACAUACGAAGGCUGCAUGACUCAGAUGUACUUUGUCAUAGUCUUCGGUGUGUUAGAUGACUUCCUUCUGACAGUGAUGGCCUAUGACCGCUUUGUGGCCAUCUGCCACCCUCUCCACUACAUGACCAUCAUGAGCCCCCGGCUCUGUGGACUGCUGGUUCUGGGAUCUUGGAUUAUGAGCAGCCUGACAUCCUUGUUACAAAACCUGAUGGUAUUGCAAUUGUCCUUUUGCACAGACUUGAAAAUCCCCAACUUCUUCUGUGAACUACAACUGAUGGUUCAACUUGCCUGUUCCGACACCUUACUUAACAAUGUGGUGAUGUACUUUUCAGCUGUUCUGCUGGGCGGUGGUCCCCUGGCCGGGAUUCUUUAUUCUUACUCUAAGAUAGUUUCCUCCAUACAUGGAAUAGCAUCAGCACAGGGGAAAUUGAAAGCCUUUUCCACCUGUGCGUCUCACCUCUCUGUAGUCUGUCUGUUUUAUAGCACGAGUGUAGGUGUGUACCUGAGCUCUGCUGCUGUCCACAGCUCACGGUCAAGUUCAACAGCCUCAGCCAUGUACACGGUGGUCACCCCCAUGCUGAACCCCUUCAUCUACAGUCUCAGGAACAAAGACAUAAAGAGGGCUUUGAAAACAUUCUUGUUGAAGGGAUCUGCAAAAGGACCAUUGUCCUCUUAA